CAUCAAACUCCCAACAACCCUCAACAUCUCUUCCACUUUUCUUUUUCCUAUCUACCUAUAAAUAACCAACCUCACCCAGUAUUCAGCCUCAUGCAGUGUGUCUAAGCUUCAACACUACUAUCAUCUCCCUCUCCCCAGCUCUCUUAACGCUUAAUUGAUUCAGUUUAUUUCCUUACUCAAGUAGUGCAUCCCCUUAAAUAUUCUCUCUCUCUCUCUCUCCAUCAUCAACAUCUCAGAAAUGGCGAGAAAUGUGGCUCAGUCUCAUCUGGAAAGAAAUGGAUUGGCUUCACUGGACCAUAAACUCGCUUUGGCAAAGCGCUGUGGUCAUGAGGGCGUCGUCGCCGGGGCAAAAGCGGCCGUUCUGGCCACCAUUGCUUCCGCAGUUCCCACUUUAGCUAGUGUGAGGAUGCUGCCUUGGGCUAGAGCUCACCUCAAUCCCACUGCUCAGGCUCUCAUCAUCUCUACAGUGGCCGGUUCCGCAUACUUCAUAGUUGCAGACAAGACUGUUUUAGCCACUGCAAGGAGGAACUCAUUCAAGGAUUACUCUAACAUCCAAGCUUAAUUUCGAACCGUCGGCAGCCAGACGAUGGAAAACUUGUUUUUUUCCCCUUUUUUUUGUCUCGUUAUUGUAUUUAAAUCAGUAAAUCCAGGAUGUAUACGUUACUUGGAAAAAAAUGGCGAUCGUUUUGUAGUAAAUCCGCUGUGUAUGAUUUUGCCUUCAGCCAA
Messenger RNA from Nelumbo nucifera (sacred lotus), 726 nucleotides. Its product is annotated as early nodulin-93-like. Lineage: Eukaryota; Viridiplantae; Streptophyta; Magnoliopsida; Proteales; Nelumbonaceae. The record is from RefSeq and is a predicted model, not a curated record.